AUGACGCAAAGCAACAUUGACCAGCGGGCGUAUGAGACGCUGCGGAGUCUCGGCUGCUCAGAGGAAACGGCAUCUCGACUUCUUUAUCGCUGGUGGCCGGAUAUUGAGGGUUGUGUGGAGGAAUUGCGGCGCAGGCGUAUGCCAUCUCUGAUGGCGCUUGAGGUGUUUUCUCAGCAAAGGAACUACUUUCGCAAUUUGAGCAAGUCCAUGCUACCGAUAGGCAAAACCCAGCUGCCGUGCUUCCGCGAGGAACAUCUUGAUGAACCUAGCAGUGGCUAUCCGACGCUCACGUGGGGUGAGGUGGCGGAGCGAAUCAACAGUAGUCCCGAGGUUGAAAUUUUUUUUCUGGAUGUCGAAUCUGGCAUCAUUACGGAUUUUGACAGCUACGAGGAGUAUUAUCAAAACAACAUUCUUGCGGAGGGGUUUAUGGACAUCGUGGCGUUUACCACCACCGUGGACGGUCUUGUGCCCCUGGUGGACUACCUGCACGCCAGACAUUUUGGCGGAAUGCAGCCGCCUCGUGCCUGUACUCUACGAGGACCCUGUGUCUUGAGCAGCAACGGGCGUAGUAUAAACUUCACAUCGGGAAUUUCCCUUGGAAAUGAUGUGACAAGGACGAUAAGAAGUGAACAAGUUAUACUGCAACCCCCCCGCAGACGUACCCGAAUCCUCUUGGGGAACGAUGUACUCACGUCAGUCAAGCAAAGACAAGAUAAGGAUGGUAUGCAACGGGCUCUGAAGGCCCACGGUCUGACGCAUAUUCGCGGCAUUUCUGGAUUUAGCGCCGCGGAUGCGAAGCGCUGGAGACGGGAGCAGAAAAUUCCAUUCCCCGUUAUUGUUAAACCCGUGAGUGGCGCAGGAUCGGAGCUGGUGACCAUUUGUUACAGCGACGAAGAAAUCGACACCGCCUUUUCUCUCACACGUAACGUGAAGACAACCCAAAUGACGGAUGCGUCUCAUAUGCUCUUGCAGGAAUACAUUGAGGGACAAGAAUACGUUGUGAACAUUGUGAGCUACAACGGAAAGCAUGUUGUCUCUGAUGUUUGGAAAAGCUGGAAGUAUCCCAUUUCGUUGUACAGCACAAGACUCCUUCCUUCUGUGGAGGAGAGACUCAGACGUGAGUAUAAAUGUACGGGGCGUGGCAGACUUCCGGUUCAACAAAACAGCACGGCACUUUUGUAUGAUCGUAUUGAAUUUGUGCAUAACUUGGCGGAGUUGGAUCCGAGCUCUGAGGUAAGGCGCGUUGUGGCGUAUACCCUUCAAUGUGUUGAUGCCCUUGGCAUGCGGCAGGGAUGUUCACAUUGCGAAGUUCGCAUAGAUAAUCGUUUUGGUAGUGUCUCUCAGGGAAUGCCGAUCCUUAUCGAACUAAAUCCACGCAUGCUUGGCGACACCCCUCGCGCUACCCCUCUUGUGGGAUACGAUCAGUACAUGCUUUUGAUGUAUUUAGUUCUUUCUGCCGCAGCCAUUCCCGAAGAAACAUUUUCUCCCGUCCACUGUUGUAGUCAUAACAGUGAUGAUGGGAGAAAGAAGGAGGAAGAUAUGCAGGGUCUACUCCCGUGGCCACCUGCCCCGCUUCUAUAUAAAUCGCUUGCGAAAGAAGUCUCUUGUCACGUUGUUUUUUUGCGCGCCGCAGAGUGCAGUGUGGUGUGCAAUCCGUGUAUUCAUGAUAUAAUUGCUCUGCCAACAUUUGCGUACUUUACGCGAGGCAACAUUUUUGACCAUUUGGGAAAGUUGGGCACUUUGACAUCUGUGGAGAAAACGGUGGAUCUUUUAACCUCACCUGUUGCAUGCGUUCUUAUUGGUCCUGUGGAGGAAAUUCGUCGCGAUACCGAGUACAUUCGCCGCGUGGAGAACAAGGACCUCACGGCGUGGUUGCCGCUUCUGAAUGCCGCACUGGAGCUUCGCCCAGCCUUCCAGGGACAGGCAAGCACCCUCCCCUGCCCUUGCUCCGAGAAUUCAGGUGACACAAAACUCGCAAAAAAGGAGAGGAAGUUGCGCCCCGCAAACAAUACCUCCAGUUUCAAUGCUGCCGUGGACGACGUUGUGUCAUUCUUCACACGGAUGGAGCUCCCGCUGUUUGUGCCUGUGGAUUAUUUCCUUAAACUGAAGACUUUAGGUCUUGAGCACCUUGUGUUGGGAGUUAGCGGGGGCGCCAAGGACAACGCUUGA
Trypanosoma cruzi is the source of this 2169-nucleotide messenger RNA. RefSeq lists its product as uncharacterized. The transcript has a single exon. Lineage: Eukaryota; Euglenozoa; Kinetoplastea; Trypanosomatida; Trypanosomatidae. Gene Ontology annotation, molecular function: ATP binding; metal ion binding. The record is from RefSeq and is a predicted model, not a curated record. The coding region runs from base 1 to 2169 and encodes 722 amino acids.